GUGGAUGUGCUUUGAGGUCCGCUGUGUCUCCGUGGCGCAGGACAGGAGGACGGUCGCCACGCCUUCAGGGACGCACUUUUUUCACGGCGUCAGCUCUCCAUCCGUGUCGGCUGUCCACCGGUGGACACCUGUCCAGAGCCAGGACGUCUACACAAGCUGCUAUCAACAGACAUUUUCUCCACUUAACAUCAGUCAGGCUUGUGCCUCCGGAGUCCCGCGCUACUUCUCCCACUGAUGCCAGUUGAACAGGCUGUUGUGUAAACGCUAAUUAAUUUGGGAAUAUCUGGAGCGGCAGUUUUAUUGAUUUGACAUCGGAUACAAGUCGGAUCAAAAAUGGGGAUCAAAGUGUAGUGCUGACAGGAAUGCCCCAGACUGUGUGCUCAGGCACCAUGUUCACCACUCCCAGUGGCUUCAGCCCUCAUCUGGCCUGUGCUGAGCCUGGGGAGGAGGAGGAGGCCCCACAAGAGGGCCCGGGGCCCGGGGCUUGCCUGGCUGAUGGGCCCCCGAUCACCUCUGCCUCCCUGGACACUCUUAUUCAGAAUCUGGUGCCCACUGCAGAUUACUACCCCGAGAAAGCCUAUGUGUUUACCUUCUUGCUGAGUGCUCGUCUGUUCAUCCCUCCUCCGGAGCUGCUGGCCAGGGUGUGUGAGCUGUGCAUCAAACAGCAGCAGCUGGAUCAGAGCCCACUCGAUACGGCCAAAGUGCGCAAGUUUGGUCCCAAGAUCCUGCAGCUGCUGACAGAAUGGACAGAGACAUUCCCGUCCGACUUCAGGGAUGAGAAGAUGGUCGGAUACCUUAAAGACAUCAUCCACAGGAUAGCUCCAUGUGAUGAGGCAUACUGGAAAACCCUGAACCAAGUGCUGCAGAAGCUGAGCCAGAGGCUGGCCCUGAUGAGCCAGGGGGAAGAGAGCAUCGUCAAGGUCUCCCUCAAUGCCUCCUCCAUCUCUGACAAGCUGGUGGCCUUCAAGACCAAGCCUCCGCCCAUCCAGAAGGACAUGCUCUCCAUCUGCAGCGACCCGUACACACUGGCACAGCAGCUCACCCACGUGGAGCUGGAACAUUUGAGUCACAUUGGACCAGAGGAGUUUGUCCAAGCCUUUGUUCAGAAAGACCCGCUGGAUGGAACACAGCAGCCAUGCUUCAGUGACCAGAAGAAGAAAACCUCCAACCUGGAGGCUUAUGUCAGAUGGUUCAACAGACUGUGUUACCUGGUAGCUACUGAGAUCUGCAUGCCGGCGAAGAAAAAACAAAGAGCCCAGGUGAUUGAGUUCUUCAUUGAUGUUGCCAGGGAGUGUUUCAACAUCGGAAACUUCAACUCCCUCAUGGCCAUCAUCUCUGGUAUGAACAUGAGUCCUGUGUCUCGGCUGAAGAAGACUUGGGGCAAAGCCAAGACUGCCAAGUUCUUCAUUCUGGAGCAUCAAAUGGAUCCUACGGGAAAUUUUUACAACUACAGGACCGCCCUGAGGGGGGCCGCCCAUCGCUCUCAGACUGCCAACAGCAACAGAGAAAGGAUUGUAAUUCCCUUCUUCAGUCUGCUGAUCAAAGACAUUUAUUUCCUGAAUGAAGGCUGUGCCAAUCGGCUGCCCAAUGGCCACGUCAACUUUGAGAAAUUCAUGGAGCUGGCACGACAGGUCGGGGAGUUCAUGACAUGGAAACAGGUGGAGUGUCCAUUUGAGGAGGAUCGGGCCAUCCUGCACUACCUCCACACUGCUCCAAUCUUCAGCGAGGAUGGACUCUACCUUGCAUCCUAUGAGAGCGAGAGUCCAGAGAACCAGGUAGAGAAGGACAGAUGGAAAGCACUCAGGUCCAACGUUCUGGGAAAGACAUGAGGCACUGACGGCAGCUAACCCUCCCACCAGCGAGGGAGCAUGUGAUCUCACUGCACUAAAACGAACUGUGAAGGAACCUAGCUGGUACUUAGGUGUUUUUCUAUGAAGAAAUUAUGAGAAAAAAAAAAAAGAAACACGA
Seriola dumerili (greater amberjack) is the source of this 1968-nucleotide messenger RNA. It is a transcript of the gene rasgef1c, whose product is annotated as RasGEF domain family member 1C. Gene Ontology annotation, molecular function: guanyl-nucleotide exchange factor activity. Gene Ontology annotation, cellular component: plasma membrane. Gene Ontology annotation, biological process: Ras protein signal transduction; positive regulation of GTPase activity. Lineage: Eukaryota; Metazoa; Chordata; Actinopteri; Carangiformes; Carangidae. The record is from RefSeq and is a predicted model, not a curated record. Bases 363 to 1829 code for a protein of 488 amino acids. The transcript has 14 exons.